Molecule: messenger RNA, 1533 nt
Organism: Priapulus caudatus
Lineage: Eukaryota; Metazoa; Priapulida; Priapulimorpha; Priapulimorphida; Priapulidae
Product: MKL/myocardin-like protein 1
Exons: 10
Coding region: 346-1533 (395 amino acids)
Source: RefSeq, a predicted model, not a curated record
GCGGCAUCGCCUCACUUGUUUAGCAGUUUUAUAAUGUUCUUAUCAGUAACUCAUAUCGAGGAUUAAAAUGCGAAAUGUUAUUCUGCCAUAUGACCUGAUGCAUCAGAGAAUGGGUGCAUUUCCCGUGUCAGUGUAAGCACUGCGGCAAUGAUGACAUCAGCGCAUGUGUGACUGUGCUGUAGAACACGAACACCGCACCCGCACACGCACAAAUAGCGAGUCGUUAGCGUGGUAGUUGACCACCAUCGCUCGUGCUAGUGCGCAUCAAGCCUGGCAUGAAUGAGAGGCAGCAACGUAGUGCUGCUGUAGAUUCAUCGCCGAAGGUAGAUUUGAAAUUGAACAACGAUGGCGGACGAUGAGGCGCCGGUGAUGGCGGGGCCGUCCGACGCCGACCAGCACUGCAAGGGGGCGCCACUGCAGAUGCGCAUCCCUGACGUGUUUGUAGAGGAGACAUCGUUGCAGGAGACGAUGGGUCGGAACAAGGAAUCGUUAAAGAAGAAGUUGAUGCUAAGAAGGACGAUUACAGAACUUGUUGAUCAGGGAAUAAUACCUCCGCUGAAGUCGCCGGCAGCGUUUCACGAGCAGCGCAGACAGCUGGAGCGCGCGCGCAUGGCCGACACGCUGAAGCACAAGAUACAACGCCGCCCCGAUCGACAAGAACUUGUGCAGCACCACAUACUCGAGGACACGAACGUCGACCCAGCGUUGCAGGACAAGCAGCGACAGCUGAAGCGAGCGAAGCUAGCCGACCAUCUGAAUGACAAGAUUGCACGGCGUCCCGGCCCGCUGGAGCUGGUCGAUGCCCACAUACUAGAGCCUGAAGAUGACAACCUUAUGUCUGCAAUAGAAGAUGGCACCCUCUCGUACCACCGCACGGCCGACGGCAAGGAGAAGGACAUCUUCCACUUCUCGUUUGACGAGGAUUCGAUGAGCGGGAGCGACGGCGCCCCUUCGCCCGUCGAUAUGACCGAGCAAGUCCACAUAGUCAUUCCAUCACCGCCACAGCCACCGCCACCGCCGCCUCCACCACCGGCCCCCCAGCAGGUAUCAGCGAGUAUUCCACCACCCCCGCCGCCACCCCCGAAACCUCCAUCUCUGCAGAGCAACAGGACGGCGAGAGGUACAUCAUCACCAAGAGAAUGCGCCGCGCUGCAGGGUUGUGAUCGCGUUCGUCUGACAGGAGAGGCGCGAGUGGCAGGGACAGCGUGGAGAACACGCCGGCGCCGACACAUGCGAAUAUGGUUUCCGUUCAGCAGGGAUCCCUGCCUCAGCCUUCUGUCGUUCGCUCCCGUCGAAGCUGCCGCCGCCGCGACCCCGCCAGUCACCGGUGCGGUGAACGCGUCGCGUCGACUGAUAGCUCACGUUGUUCCAGCGCAUCGUGACGGCCUGCGAUGCAGCGCAGCGAUGACGCCGGCCCCGCCGCCACAGAUCUUCGGAAUUUCCGACAGAACUCGAGCACUUGAGGUGGCGGAGGUUGGCGGGAGGGACGCCGGGCGCACGCGGUCGACCGGCGGCAGUCGUACAGGGAUGUAA